This is a messenger RNA of Copidosoma floridanum, 1164 nucleotides long. Its product is annotated as venom metalloproteinase 3. Gene Ontology annotation, biological process: membrane protein ectodomain proteolysis. Gene Ontology annotation, molecular function: metalloendopeptidase activity. NCBI's taxonomy places the organism in Eukaryota, Metazoa, Arthropoda, Insecta, Hymenoptera, Encyrtidae. The record is from RefSeq and is a predicted model, not a curated record.
UUGAACAUUGCCAUAUGUUUUUACAUUAUUCAAUCAAAUGGACCUGCCUUUUCGGAAAAGCUAAUCACACGUCCAACAGGUUCUUUGUUUAAAAGAAAUUUUUUGUCAAACGAUGAUAAAAACUUAGACAAAAACUUAAAUGACUUGCUAACUUCAAAGUAUUUUCAAAAAAAGCAGGAAGCGAGGGAGGUAACAUUUGAGUUGGAAAAUAAUUUUCUUUCGUUAAACCUGACUCCUCUGAGUCAUAAUGUUUAUUCUCUCAAUACAUCCAUAUGGACCGUCAAAUCUGAUGUGCAUGAAAAAAUUGGCCGUAUUUUUAAAAAAGAAACUACUACGUUGAACAAACAGUUUUAUCAAGAUUUACAAAAUAAGGCAAUUGUGUAUGAAUAUAAUGAUAAUUAUUAUGACGGGGUUUUUGGUGAGGGUAGCAAGAAAAAAACAAUAAAAUCUCUUCCAGGAAUAUCACGUAAAGUACAUUUAGAUGAUCAGAUGCCUUUGCAAACCAGAAAAAAAAAUGUUACAUCGAUCGAAUCCCUUAAAACUCAGGAUUUUGUUAAAUUUCAUAAAACGGAAAAAUCUCUGGAAAUCUUACAUCCAAAACUUAUUUUGAUAAUAGAAUGGAACUACUUUAAAAUGUUAAAUGAAAGCGUUUCUGAUGCAACAAAAUAUUUGUCUAUAUUUUGGAAUGCUGUUAAUUUAAAGUACAAAGAAAUUUCAACGCCUCAAGUAAAAGUAAUUAUCACUGGAAUUUUCAUAGCUAAGGAUGAUGCUGCAAUAGACUUUAUUCUUAGAUCUCGUAAUAAAGAAAAUCCACAAAAAUUUGAUGAAUUGAAACUCCUUAGUCUUGGGAAUGAAUAUUUUGGUCGCACAUUCAAAAAAGAAGCCAACUUCAGAAAUUAUGAUUCUGCAGUUUUAAUGACGAAUUUCACAGCUGGAUCAACUCGUGGAGGUACCAUCAGAGGUCAAAUUUGUAAUAAGAACAUCAUCUACGUUUCUGACGAUGCCAAUUACGGUGGAAUCGCAAAAGCUAUUCACGAGCUUGCGCAUUCAUUUGGUUUGAGUCAUGACAGCAAAAAUCCCCUAAGAGGGUCUCCAAGUAGAAGCUUAAUGGAACCUUAUACCACUUCGCCUGAAACAUACUACUGGUCAGAUCAGAGUUUGGAA